Spinacia oleracea (spinach) is the source of this 6297-nucleotide messenger RNA. RefSeq names its product trans-Golgi network-localized SYP41-interacting protein 1. The record is from RefSeq and is a predicted model, not a curated record. Bases 283 to 6102 code for a protein of 1939 amino acids. The transcript has 9 exons. NCBI's taxonomy places the organism in Eukaryota, Viridiplantae, Streptophyta, Magnoliopsida, Caryophyllales, Amaranthaceae.
CUUUGGUCUUUGUUGUGCUCUUAUCAUUCGUCCCGGCAACGUAACACCUUCAUUUUGCCUUACUUAUAAUAUUGUCUCAUACGACGUCGUACCAUUCAUCUUCUUCCUUUGGCCUUUCUCUCUCCUACUUCACCCCAAUUUUACGAAACCAAAACACCGACGGAUCUACAGACAUUCAACACAGUCAAACACUCAACACUAUGAACUCCAUUUCUCUCUCUCAUCUCCUGAAUUGAAUCUGAGCUGUGUUUGAAGAUUAAUUAGGGUUGAAUGUGAUUAAGAAUGUCGGGUGAUGAGAAUAUUCCAGAAACAACAUCAGCAGCAGGGAUUGGUAAUGUUGUUGAGGAGGAUGAUGAUGAUAAUGUUGUCGGUGUUAAUUCCGAGUCAACUGUUAACCAGGAGAUGAGCUCAAGGGAAGCAAAUUAUGACAGUAAUAACAGUAAUGAUGAUGGGGUAAUAGUGAAUGCGGAUAACAAUGGAAGUGGUGGAGAUUCUGAUGGGGUGGUUGUGUCUGAGGAUGCUGGGAGGGAAGAUAUGUUUCUUGAUGCCCCCGAGGAUUUAGGGGCCGACGGAAAAGAUUCGUUGGCUCAAGAGAGUACGGAGUGGGAGGAAGACAGAGGUCAUGAGCCCCAGACUCGGUUUAGUGGGUUGGACAAUGAGAUGCAGAACGAUUACAUGGUGGAUGAGAUGGAGAGGCUUCGAGCUAUGCUAGAUAAGACUGUAAAUGAGAAAGAAAGCAUUGAGAGGGAACACAAGGAUGAGAUGGAGAUGGCUGCAAAAGGGGUUGCCAAUCUUCGAGAUCAGAUGAGGGAUUUAAUUAAUAAGCAGUUGCUGCUAAAUGAAAAUCAGUCUGGAUCUCAUGACCGGUUUCAUGCAGGUGUUGAGCAAACACCACUGCAUGAAUUGAUACAUGAAUGCUCCGUGUUUAUUAGGAGUGCUGUAGAAGAGUUUCAGGAUCUGAAUACAAAAUCAGCAGAAGCUUCUGUGUCGCGAGAAGUUGUCAAUUCUUAUAUGAAUUCGGUUCAAAAUGAGUCAGCAGAGGUUCAGUUUCAGAAGGAUCAGUACAUGGAGGAUGCUGCAAACAGAAUGCUGAGUUCUUUCGCAUCUGUUGUGUAUGUGGGGGAUUUAUUGGAUAGCUCUCUUGUAGGGAGGAUAGCUCACAUUGAGAAAAGUGUGUUUUCCUUGAUGGAAAACUACAACUGGUUCCUUUAUCAAGGUGAUCAGCUAAGGCAGUGUUUGGCGCAGUUGAGGCCUGAUCUUGCAGAGCAGACUGAUUAUGGGGUGAUUUUUGCUGCAACAAAUGAAGAGCUGCUUGGGUUCAGAAAGAAAGAAACAAAUUUUGUUGAGAAGAUGAGCCAUAUGGAAAGUGAAAACAGUAAACUGAUGGAGCAACUUGGCAUGAACAAGGCAAUUGCUGACACAGCGAAUGCAGAACUCGAGAAAUUAAAAGCUGAACUCGAACAAGAAAAACACAGAUAUUCUAAUACCAAAGAAAAGCUUUCCCUGGCUGUGACUAAAGGGAAGGCAUUGGUUCAGCAGAGGGACUCACUGAAACAAACAAUAGCAGAUAAAACAAGUGAACUUGAGAAAUGUCUCGUUGAAUUGAAGGAGAAGUCCAGUGCGUUAGAGGCUGCUGAAUUGAUCAAGGAGGAGUUGGUGAAAAGCCAAAUGUCAGGUGCAUCAUUGCAAGAUAUGCUAUUCCAGAAGGAUCGAAUGCUUGAAAAGUUAGAAGAUAUUAUACUUCAGAGUGGUAUACCGGAAAUAUCAACUUCAGAGGAUGUCUCUGAUCUUGAAUCUCGACUUGGUUGGCUUACCAAAUCAUUUUAUCAGGCAAACGCUGAAAUAGGAAAGUUGCAGGAUGAAAUUACAAGAACGAAUGAAUCACUUAAUGAGGCUGAGGCAGAAAUAGGUGCAUUGCAAGUGGAGAAUUCUAGAAUAAGGGACACGGCUGCCAGUGAGAUGGACCAGUUAGUUGCUUCACUUUCUACAGUUCUGGUGGAGAAGGAUUAUUUCAAAAUGGAGUUGGACAAUUCAAGCCAUAGAUAUGAAGCAAUUGUUCAAAGGGAGCAUCAAGCUGUAUCAGAAAAGGAACACAUGUUAAAGACUUUGCUGGAGGCUACUGGAGUCACAUUCGAUGAUGGGCAACCUUCAGAGGCAGGUGUGCUUGUAGAGCAAUGCCUUGCAACAAUGAAAGAACGGAGCAGUUCAACUCAUGAGUCAUCAGAGGUCAAAGAUGAUUUUUAUCAAAUCUUGCAGAAGCUCUUGUAUGUGAAGGACCAAGACUUGGCUCUGCAUGAGAAUUUGUUGGAAGAUGAGACCCAAAAGAUGAAAAUGGAGAUGGAUAAGUUGUUUAUGGAUUUAACAAAGGCUUCUGAGGAAAUAGCCACUCUUAAAGAAGAUAAUGAGAAGCUGCAGAAGGGUCUUGAACGUACUGAGGAGAAAUCUUCACUAAUACGGGAAAAAUUAUCAAUGGCAGUGAAAAAGGGAAAGGGACUGGUUCAAGAACGAGAGGGCCUGAAGCAACUUAUUGAUGAGAAGAGUUUAGAAAUCGAAAAGUUAAAGCUUGAACUAGAGCAGAGAGAGGUAGCAAUUAGUAACUACGAGAAUGAGACUAGUAGUCUAUCUGCACAGGUGCAGGACAUUGCAAAAUUGGAGAAAGAUAUUCUUGCCCUAAAUGAUCAGCGGAAUCAACUAGAAACGGAUCUCUCAGUAAGCAACAAGUCGUUGAAUGCGCUGACAGAAUCAGUUAGUAACAUCUCUUUACCCGCAGAUUCAAGUUUUGAAGAGCCUGUUGAAAAGUUAAGAUGGCUUGCUGGGUACUUCAGUGAGUGCGAAGCUGUUAAAGAACAUGUUCAGCAACAGUUGGAGAACGCAGUGCUUGAAGUUGACACUUUGAGUACCAAGGUCUCAGAAGCACAGUCAAUUAUCAAGUCUCUUGAAGAUGCACUGGUAGUUGCAGAAGAGAAAAUUUCUCAACUUGCUGAAGAGAAGGCCGAGCUCGAAGUUGGCCGAACGUCUGCUCAAGAACAAUUGGAAAGAGCAAUGCUGGAGGCACAUUUGUUUGCUGAAGCUGAUGCAGCUAAAAUAGUGCUGGAAAAUGCUCUUACAGUGGCAGAAACCAAUAUCUCCAGGCUUGGUAAGGAGAAGGAAGAAGCCGAAUCUAGUAGAAUUAUUGCAGAGGCUGAAUUAGAUAAAGCAAGAUCUGAAAUUACUGAUCUCACCAGCAAAUUGUCGAAUGCUACCACAACUCUGAAAACUCUCGAAGAUACAGUGCCUCAUUUAGAAACCAGAAUUUCUGUGUUAACUGAUGAGAACAAUGCUGCCCAGGUAGUUAGAACUAACUCGGAGAAUGAAUUGAAGAAGUUGAAGGAGGCUGCUGACAUUUGGGAAAGCAAGCUGCAAGAGGCACACUCGAGCAUAAAGUCCUUGGAAGAUGCACUUUCAAAGGCAGAGAAUGAUAUCUCUGAACUGGACAGUGCAAAGAAAGCUGCUGAACAGGAAAUAUCAACAUUAAGUGCCAAACUUAAUACCUGUUUGGAGGAGUUGGCUGGAACUCAUGGUAGCUUGGAGAGCAGGUCCUUAGAGCUCUUUGAUCACCUUAAAGGACUUGAACAACUUGGGGAAGACGAGUCUUUACUCUCUUCACUGAGAAAAUGUUGUGAGUCAAAAUUUGAGAGUCUCGAAGAGAUGGAAAGCUUGUUCAAUAACAUCAGGAGUUGUCGUGCUAAGUUGAUUCCAGAACAUGAUUCUGUCUCAGAGGAACCAUCUUGCCUAACAAAGUUACUUUCAGCCAGCCUUGAUGACAUCGUUGGUUUGGAUAAUAUUAGUGGUCAUGCAGAUGCCUUAGAGGGUAGUGAUAUUUCUUUAUAUGUUCAGAAAAUAGUGGAAGGCUUUCAUAUGAGAAAGAGGAUCUUCACUGAGAAAGUUGAUGGUUUAUCUUCCUUUCUGAGUGAGUGUGAUGCUUCGGUUGUGCGAGAAUUACAGUCUACAAGCAAAGUGAUAACAUCUAUGGUUGAGGAGCAGCAGUUUCUGGACCAGAAGGUGAAGAGUAUGGAAACAGAUUAUCAGGUUCUGGAGGAUAAAGUGACCCCUCUGGAAGACAGAAUUUCAGUUUUACUGUCUGCUUGUACUGAAGCUACAGAAGUGUUGCAAUCUGAAGUUAACAAACAGAUGGCAGAAAGUACUUCAUCUCUCGACCAUGAAGUGGAAAAUGAACCAAAGUAUAGUGAAAACAAGCACGUGACAGCUACCGAGAUGUUGUUACUGGCUACAACAAAAGCUUGUGGUGUGUGCAAGCAGUUGGAGAAUUCAAGGAGCGAGCUUUCCUCACAAGUUGAGGAAUUGCAGAAUAGUCUGAACGAACUGAAAAUAGUUGCAGACAAGAGUGUGGAGGAACGGGAUCAAUGCAAUAUGAAGGUCUGUGAUUUGGAGACUGAAUUAGCAGAACUACAAAACAUAUGCAGCGAGCUAAGACUUAAGCUGGAAAAUUAUCAUGAAAUAGAGGCUAACUUGAGGGAGAAAGAUGUUGAGAUAUCGUCACUGCAGAGCAGUUUGACAAUGAAAGAGAAAGAGGUAGAAGAGGCACUUUUUUGGGCAUCUCAUGUGGAAAACCUCCUGAGCAGAUCAAAUAAGAUUGAUGUUUCAGUGGAAGAUUCUCAGGGCGGAGACUUGGAGGGUCAGGGUUCAUCCCAAUUCAAGAAGCUGCUGUAUGUUGUUGAUAGUUUUCCUGAGUUGCAGCAUCAAAUUGAAUUGCUUUCCAACGAAAAAGAAGAGCUGCAUACUGCUCUUGCUGAUCAAAGUGAAUUUCUUUCCGACCAAAAAGAAAAGCUGCAGACUUAUCUUACAUAUCAAAUUCAAUUGCUUUCCCACGAAAAAGAAGAGCUGCAGACUGCUCUUACAGAUCAAUCUCAUGAAAUUGAACAUCUGAAGGAAAGAGUUCAAGAAAGUCUUGGCCAUGAGCAAGAAUUGGCUGUGGUGAGGAGAAAAAUUAUCAACAUGGAAUCUGGGCUUGAUGGACUUAUUCAAAAGUUCUCAAAUCGAGAUAUGACCGGGGACCAGAAAUCUGUUUCUACAGAUGAUUAUUUACAAGUAAUAGAAAAGCAGGUAGUGUCUGCAAUCUCAGAAUCUGAAAAUUUAAAAUCCAAGGUCCAUGAACUUGAACUAGAGGUCAAAAAGAGCAUCAAUUCUAAUCAAGAAUUAGCAAAGUUUAAAGAACAAUUACUUGAUCUGGAGGCAGGUGUGCAAAGAAUUAUCAAGAAUUUGGGAGGUGAUACAACUAAAGACUCAAGUGAUAGUUUACAAGUUUUGGAGAAAAUGAUUAUGGCAGUGACUUUGGAGUGUGAAAAGUUAAAAUCAAAAGACCAUGAACUUGGCUCAGAGAUCUGGAAGCACAGUGAUGAGCUAGAGUUAGCGGAGGUUAAAGGUCAAUUAGUUGAUUUUGAAUCAGGUUUGCAGAGGUUCAUCGAGAAGUUGAGAGGUGAUGCAAUUGUGGACCAGGGGCCAACUGAUCCAAGGGAUAUUCUACAAUUGUUAGAAAAGAGGGUCAUGUCUAUAAUCAUGGAUUCUGAAAAUUCAAAAUCAAAAGUCCAUGAACUUGAUUCAAAGUUGCAUGGAAGUCAGAAGGCUGUGGAUGAGUUAUUAUUAAAGGUGAAAGCACUUGAAGAUUCACUUCAGUCUAGGGUUGUUCCCCCUAGUGCAAUCCAGGAAAGGAGCAUUUUUGAAACAGCUACACAACCCUCGGCAUCUGAGAUUUCUGAAAUUGAAGAUGUGGGCACCGUAUCAAAAGCUACAAUUUCUCCUGUUCCAUCUUCUACUCAUGUAAGAACGUUGCGGAAGGGGUCAAGUGAUCAUAUUGCUGUAAAUAUUGAUUCCGAAUCAAGCCGGCUGUUUGAUAAUGAAGAUCUAGUUGAGGAUAAAGGUCAUAUCUUUAAGUCUCUAAAUACAUCAGGUCUUGUUCCAAUACAAGGAAAGAUGUUGGCUGAUCGAAUGGAUGGAAUAUGGGUAUCUGGUGGUAGAUUGUUGAUGAGUCGGCCUCGAGCACGACUUGGGCUUGUUGCGUAUUGGCUCUUCUUGCACAUAUGGUUACUGGGUACCAUAUUGUAAUAAACUAUGGUUGUAGCCUUGUAGGGAUAGAUUUCUAGACCACACGCAACAGUAACAAUAUUCAUACUUUAGAAUUGUUUUUCUUUUUUGACAGGAAUACUUUAGAAUGUGUAUUAGAAAUAGUGAAAUCUACCAAAUUAUUUGAUUAUUUUGGCAGAUGUUAAUAGCCAUAUAGAAGUAAUAUUCAUUGAUUCA